Arabidopsis arenosa is the source of this 431-nucleotide messenger RNA. The record is from the annotation of a GenBank genome assembly. Lineage: Eukaryota; Viridiplantae; Streptophyta; Magnoliopsida; Brassicales; Brassicaceae.
GGAACGGAAAAAGGAAAAGGAAUCACCGUAAAAUCCUAAAGAAUAUCGAAAAGAAAGAGAUUCUACGGGAAGUUACGAGCGAACUAACAAUGGCGGGUGAAGAGAUCGAGAAACCGACGGAGUCCGCCGGUACGAAAGAACAAGGACUACACGUGGAAACAUCGGGACAGUCGAUUCGGAGCCUCGAGGAGAUCCACCAGAUGCAUGCAGAGAUCCUUCGCCCGACAGGAAAAGCUGCUGAGGAGGUGGAUACUCUCUCAGACUCACUCGCGGUGAAGGCUUGCGAAUCUCCGGUUGCUCAGUCUCUGGAAUUGGAUCUUAAUGGUUCGCCGGCGUGAACUCGUACUGCGGCGGAAGGCUUCUAGUGGUCUGGUGAGUGUACUCGAGUAGGUCUGUUCGGGUGGAUCUGGUGGAGUGAAAUGAGUGAGAUC